This is a messenger RNA of Epinephelus lanceolatus (giant grouper), 3028 nucleotides long. RefSeq lists its product as uncharacterized. Lineage: Eukaryota; Metazoa; Chordata; Actinopteri; Perciformes; Serranidae. The record is from RefSeq and is a predicted model, not a curated record.
AGUCAUCCAUGUCCGCUCAUCUGCUCAUGUAUGUCCCUGUGGUGCGGUUUCCCGUGGAGUGUGUGACCUUUUUCCUUCUGUCUUUUAAAAAAUAGGAGAGAAACAUGCGUGUGUCAGUUAAAUAUGACGAAGUGGUGAUGUGCGCAAAGACAGCAGUCAGAGAUUUGCUACCAUACGCCAACAUUUAAGCAUUGUUUUGUUUAUUUAACUGAGGUAAGCAACAAAUAUAUUGCAUCAGAUAAAUAGCCUGGACAUAAUAAUACAAUAUAAUAUAAUGUUUUUUAUUAUACUGGAAGUAUACCAUAACAAAGGAGCAGCGCUAUUAAGAAACCCAUGCGUCAUACUGUUUGCGUGUUUCUGCGCAGGAUGCUGCUCACAUGUUACUUCCCUCGCGCAUAAAUGACAGACACUUCUCGUGCCAGCCGGGCUCAUUGACGUCAAUGGAUUUCAGCACACACACCCUACGUGGCCAGGAGGCGGGGUCCGCCACCCGCCACCCUUCCCCCCCUCCUCACCCUUCCCCGCGAUUGGUCGACUUAAAGCCGUUUCCCAGCCCCGACAGGAGGGCUCAGAAGAUCUCUCCCCCCUCAUUGGUCGGAUGACGACAUUGAUUUUGUGAUGGAUGGUCGACUCAAGGACAGAAAUUGGUUGCAGGUGAAACUGGACAAACGUACUGUCCUGCUGCAUUUCAGCCAUUGUAGGAGCUUUUACUGAAGAGGAACGGGGAUGCAGAGGGAGAUGCUUUAAGAGCAAAGCGCACUGGAUCUAUCAGUUCAUCUUUGGGUGAGCAGAAGUUUUUUUAUUAUCGCAUGACUCUCACGGGACUCCUGUUUACUGCCUUUUACGCACAGCGUAAUGAAAGCCAGCACAGGCAGUACUAUUAGAGCCAGUUUAUGCCACCUUCUCCAGUGUUUCUCCGGAUGGAUACCGGACCCGCCUCCCCUCCUUCCUCCAUGGUGGCGGGCCCUUCCUCGCUGUGGCGGCUGGCUGAGAGGAGGAGCCGAAAGGCUGGCUCGGCGAACAUUUUCAGCAACGUGAAUCUGUGGCAGCUCCAGAGACUGUUCAGGGCAGCGGGGGAUCAGGAUGCUGAGCAGAGGGCCCAGCUGGUUUGGGGUCACAGAGAUGAGGCAGAACUGGCUCAGGCCUUGAUAGGACUGAGGGCCCGAAGUCACAGGAGAGGGCUGAGGGCUAACGGGAGAGAGGCACUGGGCUCACACUGGCUACGAGCCUUCAAUCACCUCAGGAUCGGGGAAAGCUCACCAAGCAGCCAGGGAAAGGAUCCAGGUGAUGACAGUGAUCCCGAGGCAGGAGCACACAGCAGUCCAGAGCCUCGCCGACACACUUCCAUAGGGACAACAGGAAGAGGUACAGGGGCCACAGUGGUACUAACUGAGAGCCAGGGCCCUGCAGGGACUUCUGAGAGACCAGUCAGGACCAGCUCAGGACUGAGGAGAGGAGGAGAGAACAACCCAGAGAGAUACCUCCACAGAAUACUCCACUGACUUGACCAAAACACUCUGAGAUGCAAAAACAACUUUCAGCCUGUGAGUCUCGCAGCACUCCUUCAUUCUGCACAGCCUGCGUGUCUCUCCUGAAUACAGUGUUCACAAAUUGGAGCUAGGUUGAAUGAACUUGUUCUUCUUUACAAGUAACGCUGUAUUGCAGGUUGAAAGAAUGGAAUAGUUUCUUAUAAUGCCAUAAUAUCUGGUCUUUUAAUGGCACUGAUCAGAUGGCUGUAUACUGACACUGCACUGUAACUUGUUACGCACACAUAUCUCUACCUGAAUAAUGAAGGCAGUCCAAACCUCUGACUGUAUCUUGUGGUUACCUCUCAAAACUGCCUUAUGUGUUCUCCAUCCACACUGAAUAUCAUGGACAGUGAUGUGGUGUUUAAGUAGUUUUAUCAUUGAUUGGAGUUAGUGUUGUGAUCACUUUGCGAAUAAGCCAUCAUGACCUUAUUUGAACUAUAAGGCUGAAAGCACUGAUAUCAUAAUGCACUGGUUCCCAACCUGGGGGUCCCAAACCCCAUUAAGGGUCGCCAAAGCUUGAUGGGGGGGGUUGUUAGGCCUUCUUGAUUUUAAGGAUUGUAAGAAAACUUUUUAAAAAGAUAUACAGUAGGCCUAUAUCUUAGCAUUUUGUUCAUUUCUGUGAAGAAAACUGAAGUGAAUUGUCAUAUUUAAAGUUCAGAUUAUUAUUAAAGAUAUAAACUGAAAAAAACUCACAGGACAAGGGCACACCGAAGUUCUGGGGUCUCAUUUAUAAACAUUGUGUAUGCCCUAAACAAGGCCUGUAAGGGGUGUCAGGGCUCGACAGUGCGAACGUUUCACUGGCAUUUGCGACUAAAAAUAGGUGUGUGUGAACUGUAAAAAAUAUUUAGGGGCACAUGUGCACAUGAAAAAAUCAGCCGAAGCAGCCUAUAUGUGCAUGUGUGGCUGCACUGUGGAUGUGCUUAUCAAUAAUUACAUCUACUUCCUGUACCACAAAAGCCAGAUAUGUAGAUACAUGACGUUUCAGCUGUACCCACUGUGUCCCUGGUUGUAGGUGUGGUACUUAACGCAAUACUAAAAAUGUUUAAGAGUGCAAUGGGAGCAAUGUUAGAUGUCAUGGCAUGUAGAAAUGCAUGUCCAUGUCGCACACACUUACAUAUGAUGACUCAGUAAGAGUAACUUCUGCCAGUCACUGGUUUGUAGCUAUUAAAAACAAGUGUCAGAUGGUUGACGCAGCCCAGAGACCAAAAAUAAUGAAUAUCAGCUGCAAGGCCAAACUCAAGAAAUGUCACUUGCUAUCCAGGGAAAGACGAACUUGAAAAAGUAAUGAUGUCAUGUUAAAUCGUUCAUAGUCACGGUGUGAAAACCCACUCUGCCUAUGACAGACUGUAAGUCACUAACCUUGAUGAAGCUUUUUGAUAAUACUGUUUGAUGUGUCAUUUUUAGGUUUGUGGUAUUAAAGAAGUGAGUCUUUGUUUUGUUUGUCUUGUUUUAUAUGUAUACUGUGACCAUUUGAAAUAAAAGAAAAACAUUUUCAGAAA